UCUGUGCAGCAGGUCCCUGGAAGCAGCCAAACUGUCAGACACUGUUGCUAGCACACGCUCGCUCGUGGCUCGCCUCGCUCCCCAUUUCCUGCCUAGCUUGGAGAAGAAGGAGGAGAAGAACUGGAAGGAAUGAAGUGAAGCUUAGAGAUAGAAGUUUUUUUCUUCAAUGAUGCGAAGGGACCGUCUUGUCAUAGCUGCCACGCUCACGGCCAUCUUCUCAGCUGACCUCUACUUUGUCUUGAUUCCAAAACUGCGCACUUUCAGUCACGGUUCUGGACAAUCGUGCUCGUGCCAGCAUAGUAACGUGUCUCUGCCAGGCCAACAAGGACUGGCACUGCCUAUGCUUUCCAACUGGACCUCUUCACUACCAUUAGACAGUACGACAAAUAAAGAGGAGGAAGAUGUGGGGUCCAAACUGGAGAGGCUGUUCGCUCAUCCGCUGUACAACAUCCAGGCACCUGCGCUAGAAACAGGAGAGAAGCUACUGGAAGUGGAACAGCUCAUGGACUACUACCAGAAGAAGGUGUCCAGAUGGGAAAGGCAUAUGAAAAUCUACAGUGAGGCUGCAGCCAUUGUAAAUGUCUCAGUGACUACACAUGAGGUGACCUUUGACCCUGAGGCCAGCUGGGUCAAAUUUCACCUCGGAAUUAACCGCUACGCCUUGUACUCCAGAGACGACCCCUCAAUACCACAGCUCCUCCAAGACAUGAAAUCAAUGAAGGUGAUCAAUGCAGAUUACACUCAAGACGAGAAAGCUUUGAAAGGAGCCUGUGACUGUACACAAGUGGUGAAGCCCAGUGGUCACCACCUGAAGCUGGCUUUGAAGAUGCACAACUUUGCCAAAGUCAUGUUCAAGCCAAUGAGGCAGCAGAGACAAGAGGAGACUCCUGAAGACUUCUUCUACUUUGUAGACUUUCAGAGACACAACGCAGAGAUCGCUGCCUUUCACCUGGACAGGGUCCUGGACUUUCGCAGAGUGCCCCCAGUGGUGGGCAGACUGGUGAAUGUCACAGGAGAGGUCCUCCAUGUGACCCAAAAUGAGGACCUUCGAACGGUGUUCUUCACCUCCCCUGCCAACAAUACAUGCUUCUUUGCUAAAUGCCUGUACGUGUGUAAGACGGAGUAUGCUGUGUGUGGGGGUCCUGAUCUACUGGAGGGGUCCCUGUCCGCCUACCUGCCUGGACUAAGCAUCGCACCACGUCUCUCCAUACCCAACCCCUGGAUACGCUCCUACACUUUCACCGGACAAGAGGAGUGGGAGGUGAAUCCAUUCUACUGCGACACUAUUAAGCAGAUGUACCCUUACAACACGGGGAACCGCCUCCUCAACAUCAUAGACAUGGCCAUCUUUGAUUUCCUCAUAGGAAACAUGGACAGACACCACUAUGAAAUCUUUACCAAAUUUGGAGAUGAAGGAUUCCUGCUUCACUUGGACAAUGCAAGAGGAUUUGGAAAACACUCUCACGAUGAAAUGUCCAUCCUGGCUCCGCUCACACAGUGCUGCAUGAUAAAGCGCUCCACCCUGGUCCGCCUGCAGCUCUUGUCGCGCCCUCAUUUCAGACUCAGUGACGUCAUGAGGGAAUCCCUGGAGAGAGACCCGCUGCGCCCCGUCCUGACCGACCCCCACCUGCUGGCUCUAGACCGCCGCCUCCACAAAGUGCUGAGAGCUGUGCAGCGCUGUGUCCGGAGGCUGGGAGACGACCAGGUCAUCACCACGGACUUCAUCAAAUCCACAAUCAGACCCCACACAGCCCCGCAGACCACCACACAGAUCAAACCAGCCAGGUAACGAAGACUAGAAGGGCCAAGGAAACGUCGCCCUGUGAGCAAACGAGUCCCAUGUGGUUUGGGUUUAAUGAACGAGCCGUAAAAGGGAAGAGACUGGAGACUGUGAAGCACUUACACGGCCCAUGCAGACAGCCUCAUUUUAAUGUGGCCACAUAAUUCCCCAAGAGUGCGCUGUGUAGUAGUUGUCUCACUUUUCAUGUGCGCAUUGAAGAGGGUAGAAGUCAUAACAAAGCUGGAUUCAUGAAUUCGUGUCAAGGCAGUAAAAUACAAAAAAAGGCUCUAAACCUCUGUCAUUUUCAGAGUGGUGAAGAACGGAGGAUAAUCUACUUGAGGGAUAAAUACAUGUUCAUAAAUGAUGAGUUUGACCUGUUGUUUUUAGAGUGAUUUUCGUUAAUAUCAAACAACACCGUGUAACUUUUAGGUUGUGGCACGUCACCUCCAAGAUCCCAUAGAAAUACAAAGUUAAAACCAUAAUUUGGCAUAAAACGUAUCUAUCUCCAUAAAGAAUGUUCCAUCCUGUGGAAUAUUAUUGUCAAAAGCAACAUUUCUAUAAAGGCCCUCCUCCAGGCCAGAUUUUGUGAAGAUGCAAGCCCACUCUCAUUAAGGACUAAAAAAGUUACACGGUGGGGUUUUCAAACUAAAUAAUUUUGUUCCUUCUGUCCCAUUGUUGCAAAAAAAAAAAAGUAUUAUUGUUUUUUUCACACACCUGACAAAAACUUGGACAAUGAGACAAAGAUGAGAUGCAAAAAAUCAGAGAAAGGAGAGUUGUAUAUGCACUGGAUUUGAAGAUCAAGCUGCUGGAAAUUAAUAACUGUAGCCUCAAGGAAAAGUUCUAAGAGCAAAACAGUAAUAAAAGUCUUAUUUUGUGGG
Periophthalmus magnuspinnatus is the source of this 2658-nucleotide messenger RNA. It is a transcript of the gene fam20a, whose product is annotated as FAM20A golgi associated secretory pathway pseudokinase. Gene Ontology annotation, cellular component: Golgi apparatus. Bases 167 to 1789 code for a protein of 540 amino acids. Lineage: Eukaryota; Metazoa; Chordata; Actinopteri; Gobiiformes; Gobiidae. The transcript is spliced from 12 exons. The record is from RefSeq and is a predicted model, not a curated record. Gene Ontology annotation, molecular function: protein serine/threonine kinase activator activity.